Molecule: messenger RNA, 645 nt
Organism: Acanthopagrus latus (yellowfin seabream)
Lineage: Eukaryota; Metazoa; Chordata; Actinopteri; Spariformes; Sparidae
Product: protein FAM167A
Exons: 2
Coding region: 262-609 (115 amino acids)
Source: RefSeq, a predicted model, not a curated record
CUCCAUAGUAACAAUGACAAAACAAGCCAGUUCAACACCAGGCAGGCAAAAGGGGUGAUUGCGGCUGCUGAACAGAAGCACACAGACUUGCUGCCGUGGAGUCUCGUUCAGGAGGAGCACGAGUUCGGAGAGGAUCUGCAAAGUGGAGUAAAAAAAAGCAGAGAGGAAACAGGGAAGUUUUUUUUUUUAGUUUUUUUUAUGAGUCCGAAAGUGCUGUGAGGCAACACGUGAAGGGGGGACACUCAGUCAUUCCCUUGCAGCAUGGACAGGGACAGCCACAGCGAGGACACUUUGUCCACCAUGGUUCUGGAGAACAUUAAAAACAAACUGAUUCACGCCUUCAGGGCGACAGGAGAGUCCAGAGAGGAUCCUCAGGAGUCUGGCUCCACUGACAGACCGGUCAGCCUCGGCAGGAGUUUCCAAGCCAACGAGGAGCUGCGGAGGGCGCAAAUAGAUGGAGCGAUAACCUGGCUGAGGUCUGAGCUGCUGGAGAUGCGUUCGCAGGACCUCCAGCUGGCUCAGACGCUGCUGGGGCUCAACACAGAGAUACAAAGACUGAGGAGGGAGAGUCUUGGAGGGGUGGAAGUAGAGGGGGACGAUCAGCAGUGACCCGGUGGAAAAAAAAAGCUCUUUAGAUGAAAUCAG